AUGUGUUCAAAAUUAGUGUACCUGUGUGCGCUAAUUACAGUGGCCUUGAGCAGUAGCUGUGUGGCUGUAGAAAUACCCAUUGUAACCGCAACACAUAGUGGGCGUGGCCUAUUAACUGACAAUUCCGUUUCACGAACGUUGCAUCAUGUUCUAAAUCAUUGCCUGAAUCAAAACGAUGUGCUGUGGUGUUUCAAAAUACAGGGUGCAAAACUUUUGGGACGUGCCCUGAAAUUCCAGAAUAUCAAUAUCAUUGAAGGCGUUACCUUGGUUAAGAAAAAUGACAGCGAAUUGAGGACGGGACGUUCCAGUGUUAUGGAUAUGAAGCUAGGCAACCGUGAUCUAGAAAAUCUUUCAUCGAAAAGUCUGGAUUCCUUGCUAAUGGAAAGAUGUACCUCAUUCAUCAGAUCACGACAGUUGCAAGUCAAUUUGCCACGUCUAUUGUCCUUUGGCAAGAGCAAUGCCCAGGAUGUAAUGCAAUCGGUAAUGAAUUUCUUUACCUCGACCACAGCGAAGGCCAAUGAGGCUGCCGAUGAAAUUGUGGGCGGUGAUGGAGUGGAGGAGGGUCGCAAGAAAAAGGACGACAAAAAGUAUUUGGGACCCUUUAUAGCUGCCGUAAUGCUGAAAGCGGCUAUUCUGAAGAUGGCAUACCAUUCAAUAGCCAUUGUGGCCGGCAAGGCAUUGAUUGUGGGCAAAAUUGCUCUAAUUAUCAGUGCCAUUAUUGGUCUCAAGAAAUUGGUAUCCGGAGAGGGUGGUGAGAAGACCACCUAUGAAAUUGUCAAACAUCCACAAGUUCAACAAAGUCACACAUAUUCCUCAAGUCAUCAGAAUGAAUACGAAGGCGGUCAUGAAAGUGGUUCCUAUCAUCGCAGCAUGGACGAUGAAAUGAUGAUGCAGGAUAAGGCUUACAAUGCAUGGGUGCCAACAACAUCGUAA
Musca vetustissima is the source of this 933-nucleotide messenger RNA. RefSeq lists its product as uncharacterized. NCBI's taxonomy places the organism in Eukaryota, Metazoa, Arthropoda, Insecta, Diptera, Muscidae. The record is from RefSeq and is a predicted model, not a curated record. The transcript has a single exon. The coding region runs from base 1 to 933 and encodes 310 amino acids.